UCCAAAAAAGAAAGUGAGAGAAUCCGGCAGUUCACACUGUACCACCUGAGCAAUUCUGACAGUCCAGAAACUAUUCCCCAGGAGGUGAUCAAGGCUAUUUGUGAACGUCAUAUGGUCACUUCAUCUGUAGCUGGUGUUCAAGCCACCACUCCUGGGUUGACAUUAGUUGAAUCCCUCACUCACCAGUCCGCAGCCAUUCCCGACUGCUUCCAGCAGGAGCAAGUGGAUGGGUCCCCUCUUGUCCAUUCAUUCUCAGAAGAAGAGUUGAGGCAAAAACAAACAUUAGAUCCUGCUAUCAAUGCAGUUAUUGUACUCUUAGAGACUGGUGAAACUCCAUGUCCCAGUCUCAGGUUGGAGCUACCAGAACUACCUUUGUUACUCAGAGAGUUGUCACGGUUGGAGAUGCAGAAUGGAGUGCUUUACCGUAAACGACAAGAUGGUCCAAACAUCUCAUAUCAGCUUGUGCUUCCUGAGGACCUAAGAGCUACAGCUCUUAGGAGUCUUCAUGAUGAUAUGGGCCACCUUGGAGUUGAAAGAACAGUAGAUUUGGCAAGAACCAGAUUUUACUGGCCGAAAAUGUACAUGACCAUAGAAAAAAUGGUUAAAGCCUGUGAGAGAUGUGUUCGUCGAAAAACACAUCCAGAAAAAGCUGCUCCGCUGAUGAACAUUAAAACCUGCCGACCUCUCGAACUGGUAUGCAUUGACUUUUUGUCAAUAGAGCCAGAUCGCUCCAACACGAAAGACAUUCUAGUAAUAACUGAUCAUUUUACAAAAUAUGCAUUGGCCAUACCAACUCCAAACCAGCGAGCACAGACUGUGGCGAAGUGCCUCUGGGAAAACUUCAUUGUCCAUUAUGGUUUUCCUGAAAAGCUCCUUAGUGAUCAGGGGGCUGAUUUCGAAUCAAAGACCAUAAAAGAACUUUGUGAACUCAUUGGCAUCAGGAAAGUGCGCACUUCCCCUUACCAUCCUAGGGGAAAUCCAGUUGAAAGAUUCAACCGCACUCUCCUUCAAAUGCUUGGAACACUUGACAAGUCAGAUAAACUCCACUGGAAAGACUUUGUCAAACCUCUGGUACAUGCGUAUAAUUGUACAAAGAGUGAUGUGACUGGGUUCUCUCCUUACGAGUUGAUGUUCGGGAGACAGCCCAGAUUACCCAUUGACUUGAUUUUCAGAUUGCCCACAACGGCUUCUAAGCAGACUCAUUCCCAGUACGUCGGCAAUUUGAAAUCUCGGUUGGAAGAAAGUUACCGUAUUGCUACUAGCAAUGCAGGAAAGAAUGCAAGUCGCAAUAAAGCUAGAUUUGACCGGCGAGUGAUUGAAUCAACUUUGCAGACGGGAGACAGAGUUCUAGUGCGAAAUGUGAAGCUGCGUGGAAAACAUAAAUUGGCAGACAAAUGGGAGGAGGAUGUUUAUAUUGUCCUCAAGCAAACUGGAGAGAUGCCAGUUUACACAGUUAAACCAGAAGGUAAAGAAGGACCAGUGCGGACUCUGCACCGAGACCUGCUUCUGCCCUGUGGAUUCCUAUCAGCAGCUGCAGAACCUGCAACAAUCAAACCUCGUCCAAACAAGAGACCCAGAACAAGACAAUGUCCAGUCGUUGAGAGUGAGGAGGAGAUCAUCUCAGAUUUGGAUGAUGUACCUGAUUGGGCAUUUCUCCCUCGUAUUACAGAUGGACCUGAUAUAUCUGUUGUGGUGCCUGAAACUCACAAGUUGAGUGAGCCUCCUUGUGCAGUUCGGCAAUCAGCAGAAACGGAGGAGUCUGUAGUUUCCCUCUCACCUGAUGCUCCAGCAACUCAGUCCCUUGUAGGAGAUAAAAGUACUGGAGAUAUUCAGGGUGCAUCAAGUGUCGACUUACCUGAACAUGACAACUUACCUGAACAUGACAACUUACCUGAACAUGACAACCUACCUGAACAUGACAACCUACCUGAACAUGACAACCUACCUGAACAAGACAGCUUAUCCGAAGCAAACGUUUUACCUGAACUGAACCAAGUGAACCGAUCCCCUCAGUGUUUGGAUUUGCAGCAAUCUGAGGAAACUCCUCCAGAUAAUGAGAUGAACUCAGAUGCAGCAUGUGAUGAUGGGUUUUGUGAAGCAAAUGAACCUGUUACUGGCCAGCCUGAACCCUUAAAGUUUCAGACUGAUGGACCUCAAGAUGCUGAAACAUUUCUUCGUCGCUCUCAGAGAGUGCACACGAAGCCUAAAAGAUUAGACUAUGUAAAACUAGGAAAUCCUCUGAUAAUGGUAGUGAAUUCUCUUUUCCAUGGUCUAAGUGAGGCAUUGACUAGUUCCCUAAAUGGUCUUGAAAAUGUAUCCAUUAAUUCCGUCAGGCAUGUUUGAGCUGUGUGACUCAGUGUCGCAUUGCAGAUGCCCAGGGACGGGCAUACCCUUCAGAGGGGAGGGUGUAACAUACAUAAAAUGGGGAUGCCUCUUUAAGGAAACAGACGUUAAGGGAGCUAGGUAGUCUAUCUAGCCAAUAGGAAGUUAAGUUUCCAGUGUCUAUCCACCAAUGAGAAUGCAGACUGCCCCUGUAGGUCCCGCCCUGCUUUCCCAUGUAUGUAGCAAUAUAGGGUGAGCGAGAGAGAUCGGACACGAGGACGAGACUGCUGAGCUGUGCAGCGUCAGAGUCUGUGUUAAGACUGUUAUAGUAUUACACACAAAUGAAAAACGAAGCUUUUUGCAAUUGGAAUUGCUGUUCAUUAUCCAAGUUCUAAUUUGGAAUUAGUUGAGCUGAAGUGUCCCACCUGUCUGGACUCGAGGCCAUCAUAUUGUUGUCCCAAACUGAUUGAGAUUGAGUGAGAUUGAGAUCGGUCAGGUUUUUUUUUUCCGCUGGAUCGUUCCUGAGGUGGAUUCCUCAAGAGACUGAUGGCGAGCCUUCCCACCUGGACUUAGAAAAGGAACUGGCUUCCUCCUUUUGCAUUUGGAGUUCUGCUGCACCCUGCGGUGUGGUAGGCCUGUGUCACUCAAAUCUUCACGCAGAGUUUGUUAUGCACGAGACUACUUACUGACUUUUUUCCAUUUUUUUCGUUUCAUUCUGGGACUUUGGACAUAAAUUUUAUUUUGGACGUAGUAACAAACUACUGUGUAGGACACUCUCCUCACGUGACUGAUGUUGAGUCCAAUCUGAAUGUGAACUGAAUUCGAAUAAUCUGUGAUCCAUUAAGGUUCAGAAUUUAGAUUAACAGGGUGCACCCAAAAUAGAUAAAACCAGAGAAGUAGAACUUGGCCAAGUGUUCAUAUUAUUUUAUGUAUUUUAUUGUGUUGAAUUUAUUUUCAUAAUUGUUUGUCUUGUACAACUGUUUGUUAAUUUGAUGGUUUAUCUCACUAAAGCAAUCGUUUGUUAAACCAUCCAACUGCAUCCGUUGUCAUUUAAACACCCUCACUGUGCUCCGAUAGCCGAACCUAUUGGCCCAUUUAUCUAAAAUACAUAGGACUCUUCUCUACUGUGU
Fundulus heteroclitus (mummichog) is the source of this 3452-nucleotide messenger RNA. RefSeq lists its product as uncharacterized. The coding region runs from base 112 to 2343 and encodes 743 amino acids. Gene Ontology annotation, molecular function: nucleic acid binding. The transcript is spliced from 3 exons. Lineage: Eukaryota; Metazoa; Chordata; Actinopteri; Cyprinodontiformes; Fundulidae. The record is from RefSeq and is a predicted model, not a curated record. Gene Ontology annotation, biological process: DNA integration.